CACAGGGACAGGAUGCUGCACAGGCAUCCAUGCCAUGCUUGCUGUUCCUGAAUACAACCACCCACAACCCAAGUCUUCAGUUGACCCCGCUGCUCACCUCACCUCAAGGUUCAAACUCCCUCAUCGUCCCAUCCCAUCCCAUCCCAGGCUAGCUAGGCAGGUUACGAAACACAACAUUACCUUAUUCCCUGAACCCAUUCACCGCUUGUCUACCAGCAUGCCAACCUGCCAGCCCUGGAACGGUUUUCUGACCGCUCUUGGCAACGGCCAGCCGCUCAGCUCAGAUCCCAGGACUUGCUUUUUUUUCGAGGUGGUGCGUGCAGAGUUCGAGCUUUUCCCCCGCAUCCAUGGUUCGCUCCGCGUUGGCGUGCGUGGCCUGAGCCAUCCGCUGAAAACCCGGGGCUUCUACUUGGCGCAGUCCGCCGCCUGGCUGAGGGUAACGAAUGGGGGGAGACAGGGACGAACGUUGCGUGCAGAUGCAGAUGCAGAUGCAGAUGCAGAUGCAAACUUAAAGUGAACAUGCCAUGCAUCGAAAGAUGAGAAAGGGGAGGGAUGGAGACAGUUGAGGGGGGAGAGGUUCAAAAAUCUGUGGUACGCUUGUUUCGUGCAUCGACAUGGAUCCAUUGACAUCGUGCCCAUAAUUUUCAACCAUUGUGCG
This is a messenger RNA of Lindgomyces ingoldianus, 658 nucleotides long. RefSeq lists its product as uncharacterized. The coding region runs from base 35 to 517 and encodes 160 amino acids. The transcript has a single exon. The record is from RefSeq and is a predicted model, not a curated record. NCBI's taxonomy places the organism in Eukaryota, Fungi, Ascomycota, Dothideomycetes, Pleosporales, Lindgomycetaceae.